AUGGGCAUCUGUGGUUUAGGAAUAUGUGAUAAUAUCCAUCUGUAUUCCAAUGUGAGAUAUCCAGACCGGAUAACACUCAUUAGGGGAAACCAUGAGAGCCGGCAGAUUACACAGGUAUAUGGAUUCUAUGAUGAGUGCCUACGUAAAUAUGGCUCUGUGAAUGUCUGGAGAUAUUGUACAGAUAUAUUCGAUUAUUUGAGUCUUUCAGCUCUCAUUGAGAACAGAAUUUUUAGUGUCCAUGGUGGUCUCUCUCCAGCAAUAUCAACUUUAGAUCAGAUCCGAACCAUUGAUCGAAAGCAGGAAGUGCCUCACGACGGUGCCAUGUGUGACCUCCUAUGGUCUGAUCCUGAAGAUAUUGUGGAUGGUUGGGGCUUGAGCCCGCGUGGUGCUGGUUUCCUUUUUGGCGGUAGUGUUGUCACUUCUUUCAACCAUUCAAACAACAUUGACUACAUAUGUCGCGCCCAUCAAUUGGUUAUGGAAGGGUAUAAGUGGAUGUUCAAUAACCAGAUAGUUACUGUCUGGUCGGCCCCGAAUUACUGUUAUAGAUGCGGCAAUGUAGCUGCUAUCCUUGAGCUGGAUGAGAAUCUCAAUAAGCAGUUCCGUGUAUUUGAUGCAGCACCACAGGAUUCAAGAGGAACUCCUGCGAAGAAACCUGCACCCGAUUAUUUUUUGUAGACGAAUUUUCAUAUUCUUACAGUUUAUCACACCCUUCAGGCUGGAACCGAUGAACAGGAUACACAGAGUCAGCAUGGUGAAGAUGGUCUGCUGUGAUGGUGAAAGGAUCAAUAGGUAGACUGCUCAAAGAUCUACUCCUGGAAUGAAAAAAGGAGAUCUGUACUUUAACCAUGUUUUAAUGAAUUUGGAGUCUUUGUUUGCCUACCAUCAUUUACCUUUUGUCCAUGUUUGCUUGUAAUAGUGACAUGUAUUGAAGGUGUUGCUAUGUGCCAUAUAGAAAAUUAAUCUUUUGU
Molecule: messenger RNA, 968 nt
Organism: Carica papaya (papaya)
Lineage: Eukaryota; Viridiplantae; Streptophyta; Magnoliopsida; Brassicales; Caricaceae
Source: RefSeq, a predicted model, not a curated record